This is a messenger RNA of Pleuronectes platessa (European plaice), 1951 nucleotides long. RefSeq names its product prolyl 4-hydroxylase, alpha polypeptide I a (gene p4ha1a). The transcript has 15 exons. The record is from RefSeq and is a predicted model, not a curated record. Gene Ontology annotation, cellular component: endoplasmic reticulum. Gene Ontology annotation, biological process: peptidyl-proline hydroxylation to 4-hydroxy-L-proline. Gene Ontology annotation, molecular function: protein binding; L-ascorbic acid binding; procollagen-proline 4-dioxygenase activity. NCBI's taxonomy places the organism in Eukaryota, Metazoa, Chordata, Actinopteri, Pleuronectiformes, Pleuronectidae.
AAAGAGAGAAGAAGGGUUUGUUGUGGAGGUUUGGCAGCUGGACUGUGAAGAAGAAGAAGAAGAAGAAGAAGAAGAAGAAAUGGACGAAAGAGUUUUACACUGAAACAUGUUUAAAACCUUAAAUCUUCCUGUUUCCGGUUCUGAGUCAAAAUUUGAGGUUUGUGACGCUUCCGGUCAAAUUCACCUCGUUGACGAGUCUGAGAUCGAUUCAGUUCAGGAUCAGGAUCAGGAUCAGGACCAGGAUCAGGAUCAGGAUCAGGACCAGGACCAGGAAGACUGAUGGCGUGGUGGUGGUCUCUGAUCCACUGUCUCCUCCUUGCUUCGUCCUCUGCUCACGAUGACUUCUUCACCUCCAUCGGUCAGAUGACCGACCUGCUCUUCACAGAGAAGGACCUGGUCACGUCCCUGAAGGACUACAUCCGGGCGGAGGAGAACAAACUGGAGCAAAUCAAAAAAUGGACUCACAAAGUAGACGUCCUCUCAGCUGCUGCCACUCAGGACCCUGAAGGCUUCCUGGGACAUCCGGUGAACGCCUUCAAGCUGAUGAAGAGACUCAACACGGAGUGGGCGGAGCUGGAGAGUCUGGUGCUGACGGACGUGUCUGAUGCCUUCAUCUCUAACCUCACCAUCCAGAGGCUACACUUCCCAAACGAUGGCGAUCAGACGGGAGCUGCCAAAGCUGUGAUGCGUCUCCAGGACACGUACCAGCUGGACACGGACACCAUGUCCACCGGGGCGCUGCCAGGCUCGUCCUCGGCCACGUGGCACCAGAGUCGUCUGACGGUGGACGACUGCUCCGACCUGGGGAAGGUGGCGUACUCGGAGGCGGACUACUACCACACAGAGGUGUGGAUGGUCCAGGCCCUGAAGCAGCUGGACCAGGGAGAGACGUCCAGCACAAUGGACGCCGUCACCAUCCUGGACUACCUGAGCUUCUCGGUGUACCAGCAGGGGGAGCUGGAGAGGGCGCUGGAGUUCACCAGGAGGCUGCUGCAGCUCGAUGCGACGCACCAGAGAGCAAACGGGAACUUGAAGUACUUCGAGUAUCAGCUUUCCAAGCAGAAGAAGAUGGAGGAGGCCGAGGGGCGACAGACGAGGGAGACGAGGGUUCCACCUGACGACUACCUGCCGGAGAGGAAGAGCUACGAGCAGCUGUGUCGAGGCGAAGGCAUCAGGAUGACGCCGCGCAGGCAGAGCCGCCUCUUCUGCCGCUACUACGACAACAACCGCCACCCGAGGUAUGUGAUUGGUCCGGUGAAGCAGGAAGACGAGUGGGACCGCCCCCGCAUCGUCCGCUACCACGACAUCGUGUCGGACCAAGAGAUGCAGAAGGUGAAGGAGCUGGCGAAGCCCAGGCUGCGUUGAGCCACCAUCUCCAACCCAGUGACCGGAGUUCUGGAGACGGCCCACUACCGCAUCAGUAAGAGUGCCUGGCUCGGAGCCCAUGAGCAUCCAGUGGUCGACCGGAUCAACCAGAGGAUCCAGGACAUCACGGGUCUGGACGUCUCCACGGCCGAGGACCUGCAGGUGGCCAACUAUGGUGUCGGAGGACAGUACGAGCCUCAUUUUGACUUUGGACGGAAGGACGAGCCGGACGCCUUCGAGUCCCUGGGGACAGGAAACAGAAUCGCCACGUGGCUUCUUUACAUGAGCGACGUGCAGGCAGGGGGCGCCACAGUCUUCACUGACGUCCGAGCUUCCAUCUGGCCCAAGAAGGGGACGGCGGUGUUCUGGUUCAAUCUGUUCCCCAGCGGUGACGGAGACUAUCGGACCCGGCACGCCGCCUGUCCGGUGCUGGUCGGGAACAAGUGGGUGUCCAAUAAGUGGAUCCAUGAACGAGGACAGGAGUUCAGGAGACGCUGUGGCCUGCAGGAGACGGACUGACGACUUGUCCUCCUCCUCCUCGUCCUCUUCCUCCUCGUCCUCCUCCUCCUCGUCCUCCUCCUUCUCC